Messenger RNA from Spodoptera exigua (beet armyworm), 681 nucleotides. The record is from the annotation of a GenBank genome assembly. Lineage: Eukaryota; Metazoa; Arthropoda; Insecta; Lepidoptera; Noctuidae.
AUGCCUCCUAUUGAUAUGACUAAUCCAGACACGAUCAAAUUCUUCAUAGAAAAUUAUGAGAAGACCGCCCGUCUCCGUAUGAAAUGGAAUAACCUUUAUUGGGACAAGUUGAACCAGGCUGCUACUCUAACCCGAGAAGAAAAAGGAUAUUGGAUUGAGGAUGUUUUAAAAAAAACUAUGGCCGAGGGUUUGCCAACUAUAACAAGAGAUAAUACAUCUGGCGCGAGAAACAAGAGAAAGAAACCAAUCCGAGACGCUGUCUUUAUACCAGGCAUUAAUGAUAUGAAAAAGGGGCAUUCGAUCGUUGAUGUUGGUCUUGCAGAUCCUAAAAAAGAUCCGACCGUAGAACGACCUGAUACUGACCUCAAACCAGAUCCCGUAAUGCGGCCUAUUAAUCCGAAGCACAAAAAGCUUAUCUAUAAAGGUCUUCCGAAUUUCGGUCGAGAGGUUUACUUAAAAGAAAGAACUAGGAUAGCUCCUGAAGACAAGUAUUAUUUUCGAGAAUGUUCUGGCUGGGAAUAUGGUUGGCGUCUUCAAGACAGCUACUUUAGUAGACACGUUCCGCAGUACGGACGUGUAUGGCUGCUGACCCGCGACGCUGCAUCUCGCAGCGGACCGCAACCAGAUCCGGACCACUACCAAACUAUAAAACUCCCGGGACCAGAUAAAUGUAAUAUGUAG